GAGAGAGACCAACGAGAGAGAUGGAGGGAGGAAGGGAUAAGGUUUGAGGGGCAGGGGUAAAAUGGGAAGUCCACAUAUGUGCAGUUCAAAAUCUGGUUGAAUUUGGGUCCAAAUCCUUCAAAGGGCAAAUGUGCGAAGCCACCACAGUUGAGGAGGGCAAAUGGGCGAAGCACUUUUAUAUAAGAGCAAAUGGGCAAAGCUCACUCCUGAAGAGGGCAAAUCUCCAAUUUUCUCGUCGCCACCGUGCAAUGUCUCGGCGCCCCAAAACCCCAAUACUCUCCUCCACCGAUGCCGCGGCCCGGCCCUGGCUAUCCGUCGCCGGCGAUGAUGAUGGUGGCGGAGCUGGAGGCCGCCGUCGCCGCGCUCCUCGGCAAGAGGGACGCCCUGCGGGAGGCCUUUGACCGCCUCGCGGCCUACUCCCCUUCGCCGCUCCCCUUCGCCUGGGAGGACCUCGACGCCCACCUCUCCUCCCUCCAUUGGUCAAUCUCGUUGUGGUUCCGCCAGGUGCGGGCGCUCGAGGCCGCCCGCCCUACACCCGCUGCUGCCGCGCCUGGGGGAACUAACGGCGACGGGACGGGAGAAAGCCCGGAGGGGGAGGUGGUGGUGGAAAUGGAGGAGGAGGUUGUGGAAGAGGAGGAAGAGGUGCUGGAAGCGGAGGAGGAGGUUGUGGAAGAAGAUGAAGAGGUGGUGGAAGAGGAUGAAGAGGUGCUGGAAGGGGAGGAGAGGGUGGUGGAACAAGAGGAGGAGGAGAUGGCCAAUGAAGAGAUGCAGGAAGGCGCCAGCAGCGAGGCAGACGAUACGAUUGGCAAGGAUGGGAAGGACGAGAAAGAGGGCAGAGAUGAGGUGAUGGAGGAAGAGGAAGUUGUAGAGGCGGCCGAUGACAAGAUUGGCAAUGAGAUAAAGGAUGACAAGGAUGCAAGGGAGGAGAUGCAGGUGGCCAAUGAGGAGGGGCAGAGUACCGAAGAUGGCAAGAAGGCCUCUUGGGACGGGGAGGAUGCCAACAUGAAGGAGGAGCAGAGUACCAAAAACGCCAAGAAAGCCUCUCAGGACGAGGGGGAGGAGGAGCAGAGUGUGGAAGAUGCUAAGAAAGCCUCUCUGGACAAGGAGGAGGAGGAGCAAAGUAAGGAAGAUGCUAAGAAAGCCCCUCUGGACAAGGAGGAGGAUGGUGACAUGGAUGAGGCAGCAACCAACAAGGCAUCUGCAGUGCAGGGCAAGGAGCAAGAGGCUUGCAAUGAGAAGGAAGUGGAAGAAGAUGAGCAGGAGGCUCACAAGGAGGAGCAAGAUGCCAAAAAUACUGCAAGGGAGGAGAAGGCCAAGAAUGUGUCUCAGGACCAGGGUAGUGGAGCUCCUCCAGGUCCAAUUGAAUUUGAUUAUCUUUCUGCAGCAGUCAUAAGCAAUGGAUGCACCGAGGUUGGUCAUGCUCAUAUAUACCAAUGUCGGGCUUAGCUCAAAGUUCCAUGCUGCAAUGAGUCGUGCCCCGGAUGGUGCAGCACUGUCUCUCCGCAUAGUUGAGUUAUUCCUACAUGACAAGACGUUUAAGACCAACAAGAUCUGGAACAACUGUGUUGGGCUGAUUCAAACAGUACCUGAAGUUGUUACCAAGCUUUCUACAGAAUCCAUUGAGCACGCGAAGCAGCUGGCUAAGGAUUGGAAGGAGAUGAUUGACAAUCCAAGGAGUUGGAUGACCCUGGGCAGCCUGUCCUCAUGGGUCCUCCUCAACUUCCUCAUCUCAUAUAACAUUGUAUCAGAGUUUGACACAAAGGAGAUCUUCCGAAUCUUUGGUACCAUCCCACGCAAACAGAAGACGAAGAACCAUUCCGUGCUUCUUAAGGGUCUUGGACUCGCCGAUAGGAUCCCAGAGUUAAUGGACUAUUUGAUUGGAAAUGGGCAACAGAUGAAUGCUUUAUAUUUGGCACUUUUUUUAAUUUGGUGGACAAAUAUCCUCCACUUUGUCUUCUGAAGGGAUAUGUUGAAAAGGCGAAACGGACUGUUAUGGAAAUAUCUCAAAAGAGUAUGACACGCCAAUCCCUGAGAGAGGUUAUAAUAAAGGAGAUUGAUAACCUAAGAAUGGCGCAAGAUCUAGCUAAGCAAUGUAUCACUGAUUCUGGCCUACGCACCGGUAUCAUGGCAGAAAUCCACGUUUUGCUACGUAAAUUUGGAAAAAAGAAGCGGAGUUUAGCAGAUGCCUCUACUGCAUUAACUUCAAAUCCACAGCAGCAGAAAACGGAGAGCAGCAAGAAGCGCAAGAAAGAGCAGGCGCAGGAUCAUCACAUGGGACAAGAAAAUCAGCAGGAAAGGCAACAGAGUAAGCCAGAAGAGUUAACUUCAAAUCCACAGCAACAGAAAACGGAGAGCAGCAAGAAGCGCAAGAAAGAGCAGGAGCAGGAUCAUCACAUGGGACAAGAAAACCAGCAGGAAAGGCAACAAAGCAAGCCAGGAGAGAAGCUGGAGGAGAAACAAAAGAAGCCGCAACAGGAGCAGCAGCAGAAGAACCAAAACAAGCCACAAAAGGAGCAGCAGCAGAAACAAGAAGAUAAGUUGCAGGGGCAACAGAAAUGGCCGAGGCGACGUACUGCCAAGUUACCAGCACUGACUUCUCCCGCGGCGUGGACCGUGCUGCUGAGAGGCAACUCUGGGCAUCCACCCUGUGCCGCAAUGCAGGGAGUUCAUCACGCUUACCCUGCCCAACCAGGCUGGCCUGGGGUUCAGGGAGUCCAUCACGCUUACCCUGCCCAACCAGGCUGGCCUGGGGUUCAUUGCGCACCGCCUUUCACGCCACAGCUUGGAGCACCUGAGUACAUAGGACCUUUUGAUCCCUUCUACCAUCGUCCACAGUUCUAUCCCUGGUAGCUGCAGCUGCUGCAUUUGGGUGGUUGCUCGCACGCCGAGUGCAACACAGGUUAGGUAACAGUAGGAGUUCAGUUCAGAGAAGUAGCCUGGCAUUUUGGUUGGUUUCUUCGACACUGGAGUUGUGUUUCUUCUAACCUCCAUGUACUGUACAGUCUGUACUGUACCGCAGCGGCCUUGGGUGACAUGUAUAUAUUCGUCUGUUGGUCACUCACUGUCUUGAUGGGUCACUCCAAAACUCUUGUAAUUCUAAGUGCACCUGGGGAAGAAAGAAAGGACUCAUGUUAUGCUAA
Messenger RNA from Panicum virgatum (switchgrass), 3140 nucleotides. Its product is annotated as cilia- and flagella-associated protein 251-like. The record is from RefSeq and is a predicted model, not a curated record. Lineage: Eukaryota; Viridiplantae; Streptophyta; Magnoliopsida; Poales; Poaceae. The coding region runs from base 289 to 1446 and encodes 385 amino acids. The transcript has 3 exons.